GCAAACAUGAUGAGGACAAAAAUGAACUACAUGAAACAGAGAUGGAGGAAAAAUUACAGAGAGAACGUGAGGAAAAGAAAAGACUUGAAGAUGAGUUGCAGAACAAGGAAGAAGACUUAAAACAUGUCAGACAAACCAUUGAAAAACUGAUGGAACAGAAGACAUUUCUGAAGAACCAGAGAGAAAAACUCAUCACUCUACUGCAGGAGGACAAGGCAGGAAUGAAAGAGAUCACGAAAAAGUUGGAGAAAGAAACCCCAUUCCUUGACAAAGAGAAAAAAAAGAAUAAGCUUGUAGAUAAAAAAACUGACCUGGGAAAGAGAAUAGAAGUACAUGAAGAACUGUUAAAGAUGACAGAAAAGCUAAUGGAGGAAACAGAGAACAUUAUAAUCCAAAUGACAGAAAGAAAGGGAAAACUAGAAAAAGACAAGGAACAAAUGAUUAAACACUUGAGAGAGAAACAGAAAGACAUAGAAGAGAUUAAGAAGAAACUGUCAGAGAAACAAGCGAGAGACACUGAACAGCAAAGGACAGAGCAACACGGCAAAUAAAACAUGGAUUUUGCUGUUUUUUUUCCUCUUGCUGUCAUUUUGCAAUGUGAUGCCUAAUGUUUCUUUAUUUGUUUGCUUUAAAUUUAUACUAUAUACAUUUAAACAAGAAAUGCAGUUUGACCAUAUUUUAUCACAGGAGAUAAACAUUUUUGUGAUUCUUUAAAUCUUUUGUCUGUGUGAAAGUAAGAAUUACACAGUGAAAGCAAGACGAAAAUAUGCUCUCUGUAUUGUCAUGAGACCUGCGGUAGAAAAACUCCCCCCUGGCCGCCUCCACAUCACAGCUAAGAGAUGUUAAAAGUUCUUAAUCCGGUUGUUGAUGACGUGACGAAUCCUACUUCCGGGCCUAAAGUAGCU
Molecule: messenger RNA, 905 nt
Organism: Maylandia zebra (zebra mbuna)
Lineage: Eukaryota; Metazoa; Chordata; Actinopteri; Cichliformes; Cichlidae
Source: RefSeq, a predicted model, not a curated record